Molecule: messenger RNA, 3000 nt
Organism: Acanthocheilonema viteae
Lineage: Eukaryota; Metazoa; Nematoda; Chromadorea; Rhabditida; Onchocercidae
Source: the annotation of a GenBank genome assembly
AUGGACAGCGAGGUAGUAAAUGGUCGCGCCAUCAGUACAGCGAAGGAAUGUUCACUUGCUGUGAAAACAAGUAUUGUUGCUGUGAAAUGCAUUAUAUUUGAUUCAUCUCAAAUUGGUAAUCAGUUGACUGAUUUUGCUGAACGUAAUACAUUAGAUAUUAGUUGUGGUUUGAUUUUACUUCACUGGUUUCCAUUCUGCAUUAGUUGUGCUUUAGCUGGAUGCCUUAUUGAUCUGAAAGUUAAUCCACGUGUGCCAGCACAACGUCCAUCGAAAUUAUCUGGAGCCGCAAGGCUAUCUCCAGGCGGCGGCCAACAUUUCGCUCAUAUUUUAGAAACUUUAGAGGGCAGUUCACAAGUAGCAGCGCAAUCGUUUGGUAUGACGAACGCUCGCGGGUCGAACUCCUCUGCAACUCCAUCAGCAACCGCAUCAUCAGGAGUGCUGAUGGUUGGACCCAAUUUCAAGGUAGGUAAGAAAAUUGGGUGCGGUAAUUUUGGAGAAUUGCGUUUAGGAAAGAAUCUUUACAACAAUGAGCAUGUGGCUGUUAAAUUGGAACCAUUGAAGAGCAAAGCACCCCAGCUUCAUCUCGAAUAUCGUUUUUACAAACUAUUGGGCCAGCACGAAGGACUACCGCAGGUGCACUACUUUGGACCAUGUGGGAAAUACAACGCUUUGGUAAUGGAAUUAUUAGGACAUUCUUUAGAAGAUCUCUUUGAUUUGUGCGAUCGAAAAUUCUCCUUGAAAACUGUUGCUAUGAUUGCAAUGCAGCUGAUGAGGCGCAUUGAAUAUGUACAUAUGAAACAUCUGAUUUAUCGAGAUGUGAAACCGGAAAAUUUCUUAAUAGGACGACAUUCUACUAGGAAGCAACACUUACUGCAUAUUAUCGAUUUUGGGCUUGCAAAAGAGUACAUUGACUGUGACACUGGUAAGCACAUUGCGUACAGGGAACAUAAGUCAUUGACAGGCACAGCGAGGUACAUGUCAAUAAACACUCAUCUUGGUAAAGAACAGAGUAGAAGGGACGAUUUGGAAGCACUUGGGCAUAUGUUCAUGUACUUUCUGCGUGGAUCACUACCUUGGCAAGGUCUUAAAGCGGAUACUCUUAAGGAGCGAUACCAAAAAAUUGGUGAUACUAAGCGAGCAACUCCAAUUGAAGUGCUCUGUGAAGGCUUUCCUGAGGAAUUUGCUCAGUAUUUGCGAUAUGCACGUCGGUUAGACUUCUUUGAAACGCCGGAUUACGAGUAUUGCUAUAAUCUGUUUAAGUCGGUGCUUGAUAGGCUCGGUUAUACAUACGAUUACGAGUUUGAUUGGACACCAAAGCUCAAUCAAGCGUCAACUCCUUCGGGUUCUCUUCAUGCCGGUGAUGCACACAAAGGAGAGGGGAAGCGGGCUGGUGCUGCGAAAGGGCGGCAAUGUGAAACUCUCAAACCAUCCAAUCAGGGCGCUGGACAACAGGAUGGCGGUUUUGGCUCUACACAAGUAAUCAAUUCAAAUGUGGGUGAAGUGAUGGAAGACAAUGGUGGUCGUUCACAACAGCCUGUCACACACCUAGAAGAUAAUAGUGAAGUGAAAAUGCUUUACACUGGGGCGGGGCAAUGUUCAAUUCCAUGUUAUGCGAAGCAGUUGAUACAAAGUGUUCCUGUUACGGCUCCUCAUAUCCAUUUGGUAUUGGUGACCAUGCUUUAUCAACGGAGGGUAAUCGUGGCUGUUAUUCUUCAUUGCUUGAAUGUGUUAUUUGCAAGACCUACGGAUAUCAUAUCACAUCUUCAAAGAGAUUCAAGCAUUGUUCCAUCUUAUGAGAUGACUUCUGCACUUACGCAAGCUGACCACAGAUUGCGUUGGACAGGCAUUCUUCCUCCUGAGAAUAACCCUCGUACGAAUAGAAAAACCAAGUUUGUCAAAUUUGAGGAAAUUGAUAAGGCAAAAGAGGAGCAGAGACGGGGCAUAACAAUAAAUAUCGCACAUAUCGGUUACGAAAGUGAUACACGACGGUAUGCUCAUACUGAUUGUCCCGGACACAGCGACUUCAUAAAAAAUAUGAUUUGUGGUGCAACGCAGAUGGAUGUCGCUAUUUUAGUAAUUGCUGCUACUGAUGGAGUUAUGCCACAAACAAAAGAGCAUCUUUUAUUAGCUAAACAAAUUGGUGUUUCCAACAUUAUUGUAUUUAUAAAUAAGGUGGAUUUGGUCGAUGAUGACGUUGUUACAUUAGUAGAAAUUGAAGCACGAGAAUUACUAGAGCAUUAUGGCUAUGCGGAUGAAUCAGUUAUUGUGGUGAAAGGAUCGGCAUUGCGAGCAUUGCAAAAAAAUGAUGGAGAAUGCGUUGAACAGUUAAUUUCGGCUUUGGAUAGGAUACCUCUUCCAAAGAGGCUGCAAGAUGGACCGUUUUUGAUGCCUAUCGCAUCACGAGUAUCAAUUACUGGAAGGGGAACUGUUGUCAUCGGAACGGUUGAACAAGGAAAAAUCAAGAAAAAUGAUAAAGUGGAAAUCACGGGAGAAGGACAGUGCGUUAAAUCGGUUGUUGCAGAUAUACAAGUUUUUAAAAAAAGUGUUCUUGAAGUUUGUGCUGGUGAUCACUGUGGCAUUUUGUGUCGUGGUGUCAAAGCGAAUAUAGUGAAGAGAGGUAUGUGGCUCGGAACCGUAGGUGCAGUUACCACAUCUAAUUUCUUCAAGAUUGAGUUGUAUUUGUUAUCUGAAAAGGAAGGUGGAAGGCGUUUGGCAGUACAUUCUGGUUUUACUGAAAAAGUGUUUUGUAGUACAUGGGAUCAGGCUGGCCGCCUGCAUUUGGAAUCUGAUAUUCUAAUGCCUGGAGAACAUUGCACAGCUUACAUGCUUUUGUUGAAUAAAAUGCCUGUGAGCCAAUCACUGCCUUUUACAAUACGAGAAGGCAACAAAAAGACAAUUGCUCGUGGCAUAAUUCGCGAAAUUUUCCCUGCAAUUGAUUUGGAUUCAUUCAAGGAUAUAAAAGAUAAAGGGCUUGAAAAUUUUAUCAGACAACAACAAUGA